AUAGAUUUUUGUUCUUUUAAAAGGGUUAGGAUUUUUCCCUGUUCUUUUUUGUUUUUCGUAUAGGGAGGAGUUUGGGGUACGCUAAGGAGUACGCGGUGCAUAAGGUGGAGUCCGCAAACUCCCAAGAUCCGUGCGACACUUGGCAAUCCCACGUCACACGCCACAUGCGCCCACCACUCUCCACGUGUGACUUUUUAGCCUCUCCCCUUCUCCAAACGCUUCCCUACUCCCCACUUUUUCCACCCCCCGCGCAACGCAACGCAACGCAACGCGUGCGUGCGUGCGUGCGAACACCGUCGCACGGUUCCCGACCAAUCAAAACUCACGGUGUGGGCGACGUGUACACACGCGUGUGGCAUUCUACGGAUGUUUCGUGUUUGCGAGGGAGCCGCGGAUCUUUGACAGGUUGGCAUUACGUAGCGUUGUUGCGGACGGUAGCAGCGCCUACGAAGCGACGCAAAGAACACCACCUCCCAAGUAGCGUACGCCAAACCCCCCCGCACCCGGCCCCGUCUACACAUCCAACGGCCCAGAAUCCAUCCCAUCCGCCCCUUUUUCCUUCUCCUCCCAUUCUAUUAUUUUUACUUUUAUUAUUAUUUUUUAUUAUUAUUAUUAUUAUUAUUAUUAUUAAUUAUUAUUAUCUCCGCUCCUCCUCUUUGUCUGAGGCUUUUUGUUGUUGUUGUUGUUGUUGUUGUUCUUGCCGCUGCGUUGUUGCUUCUUUUCGUUGCCUCUGUGCUGCUGUUCGAGCGGGCGCUCGUGAUUAACCUUGCGAAUUUCGUCCGGCAUUGCCUCGGCAUUGCUCCGGCCCGUCGGAGCGGAGAUCAAUUGGCGUAAUUGAUGACAAUGAGAAGAGCGGCGGCGGCGGCGGCGGCGGAAUCUACGGCGGCGGCGGCGGCGGCGACGCUGGUGCCGCCGUGGCUGGAGCCGCUUCUGGCGACGCAGUUCUUCUCGGCGUGCCCAGACCACGCCGACGCGGCGCGCAGCGAGUGCAACAUGUUCUGCCUGGACUGCCGCCCCUCGCCCCCCGCAUUCUGCUUCUACUGCCGCUCCGACAUCCACCCCGGCCACCGCGUCAUCCAGAUACGGCGGUCGUCGUACCACGACGUGGUGCGGGUGGCGGAGGUGGAGAAGGCGCUGGACAUCGGCGGGGUGCAGACGUACGUCAUCAACAGCGCGCGGGUGCUCUUCCUCAACGAGCGCCCGCAGCCGCGCGGCGGAGGGGCCGCCGCAGCCGGGAAGGCCGCGUCGUCCACGCACUACUGCGAGAUCUGCGCCCGCGCCCUCCUCGACCCCUUCCGCUUCUGCUCCCUCGGCUGCAAGUUGGUGCGGAUAAAGAGGAACGGCGACGCAAGCUUCACACCGACCGAGGCGAGCGCGAGCGGGAGCGGGAGCGGAGGAGGAGACGGGGACGAUAACAAAGCGGAGGGGGGUAAGGUUACCGGGGGAAGCGGGGAGCGGAUACCGCAGCGCGAGGAGACCAGAGUCGGCGCCGACACGGCCCGAGCAACGCGGUCGCUGCCGAAUUCGCGGCGUCGCAAGGGCGUCCCCCACCGCGCCCCAUUCUUCGCUUCUUGAGACCCACAACCACUACCAACAACUACAACAGCAACAACAACAACAACAACAACAAUAAUAAUAAUAAUAAUAAUAAUAAUAAUAGGACAAAUUAUUGUAUUUAUUCAAUAAUUAGUUGAUAAUAAAAUACACAAAAAUCUCUCCCCACAAAUACGUAGGUGGAGUUAUUUAAAA
This is a messenger RNA of Ananas comosus (pineapple), 1749 nucleotides long. RefSeq lists its product as uncharacterized. Lineage: Eukaryota; Viridiplantae; Streptophyta; Magnoliopsida; Poales; Bromeliaceae. The record is from RefSeq and is a predicted model, not a curated record. Bases 838 to 1575 code for a protein of 245 amino acids. The transcript is spliced from 3 exons.